AUGGCCGAGGGCGCAGACGCGCCCGGGGGCUCGUGGCUGCCCCUCGAGUCCAACCCCGAGGUGCUCAACCCUUUCUGCAAGCGCCUGGGCCUGGAAGACGGUUGGGGCUUCUGCGACGUGUUCGGGCUGGACCCAGAAUUGCUGUGCAUGGUUCCUCAGCCGUGCGCCGCGCUGUGCCUGCUCUUCCCGAGCGAGAAGAUCAGUCGUCCUCGCCGCGAAGACUUGCGUUCCAGGAGAGCGAAGAUGGACUCUCCCGAGCCCGGCUUGUUCUUCCUGCAGCAGCACGACGGAAUUGGCAAUGCCUGCGGGACAAUCGCGGCGGUGCACGCUAUCUCCAACGGCGCAGUGUCUGGGAUGUUCUCGCUGAAGGACGGUAGCCCGCUGUCGCAGUUCCUCGCCAAGGCGGCGCCUCUCAGCGCGCCAGAGCGGGGCACCGUCUUGGCCAACUCGAAGGAUUUGCAGGAGAUGUCCGACACCACAGCUGCAGCUGGCGAAACAGAAGGCGCGGGCACCGACGACGCGAACGAUUCUCACUUCAUCACGUUCUUGCCUUUCAAGGGGAAGCUGUAUGAGCUGGACGGCCGCACCUUUGGCGAGGACGGCGUGGCCUUCCCGGUCGUCCACUGCGAUACCACGCCCGACACCUGGGUGAUGGAUGCAGCGAGGUUGCCUCAUGCCCCUUCUACUUCGCAGUACAAUCGUGCCCGCUUGCAUUUGGAAGUUGUGCUUCCAUUCACUUGCAGAGUCUUCUUUGCGAUACGUUGCAUGUGA
Molecule: messenger RNA, 771 nt
Organism: Prorocentrum cordatum
Lineage: Eukaryota; Dinophyceae; Prorocentrales; Prorocentraceae
Source: the annotation of a GenBank genome assembly